ACUGUUUUACUGUAGCACUUCGGAACGCGGAAGUAAAGCACUUCUCCCGGUCCUGUUUAUGUUUUCGUCCUCUCUCCUCGGAAGGAAAACUUACUUUAAACAACAACCAUGGCCGUGAGCGCCGUCCACUUGGAGUCAGACGCCUUCCUGGUGUGUAUGAACCACGCGUUGAGCACAGAGAAGGAGGAGGUCAUGGGUCUGUGUAUCGGAGAGGUGGAAAUCUCCCGGAUCGUUCACAUCCACUCCGUCAUUAUCCUCCGCCGCUCGGACAAGAGGAAGGACCGAGUGGAGAUCUCCCCGGAACAGCUGUCGGCCGCCUCCACCGAGGCGGAGCGGCUGGCCGACAUAACCGGGAGACCGAUGCGAGUGGUGGGCUGGUACCACUCCCACCCGCACAUCACCGUGUGGCCGUCGCACGUGGACGUGCGGACCCAGGCCAUGUACCAGAUGCUGGACCAGUGCUUCGUCGGCCUCAUCUUCUCCUGCUUUAUCGAGGACAAGAACACCAAGACGGGCCGGGUGCUGUACACCUGCUUCCAGUCCGUGCAGGCGCAAAAGGGCUCCGAGUACGAGCGGGUGGAGAUCCCCGUCCACGUCGUUCCCCGAGAGGCGAUCGGGAAGGUGUGCCUGGAGUCCGCCGUGGAGCUGCCGCGGAUCCUGUGUCAGGAAGAGCAGGACACCUACCGCAAGAUCCACAGCCUGGCGCACCUGGACCCCGUCACCAAGAUCCACAACGGCUCGGUGUUCACCAAGAACCUGUGCAGCCAGAUGUCGGCGGUGAGCGGCCCGCUGCUGCAGUGGCUGGAGGACAGGCUGGAGCAGAACAAGCAGAGCAUCGUGGAGCUGCAGCGGGAGAAGGAGAGGCUGCUGCAGGAGCUGGCUGCUCUGUGACACGAGGAAGGACAUCCCACAGACUACCGCCAUGUCUCUGUCCCUUUAUGGACAGAACACAAAGACUGUAUAGGCACCUUUUUUCUUUUCUUUUCUUUUCUUUCCACCUUUCAUGCUGUCCAGGCAGAUCUGAGUAUCGAACCUGUGUUUUUGUGUCUAUAGAUUGAAGUGUCACUGUCGUUACUGAGAGCAUUAAAUGUCUGUAAUGUCAGUAAUCAAUAAAGUGACAUUUAUUUUCUCA
Mugil cephalus (flathead mullet) is the source of this 1132-nucleotide messenger RNA. RefSeq names its product BRCA1/BRCA2-containing complex, subunit 3 (gene brcc3). Gene Ontology annotation, cellular component: BRISC complex; BRCA1-A complex. Bases 109 to 891 code for a protein of 260 amino acids. Gene Ontology annotation, molecular function: polyubiquitin modification-dependent protein binding; metallopeptidase activity; cysteine-type deubiquitinase activity. NCBI's taxonomy places the organism in Eukaryota, Metazoa, Chordata, Actinopteri, Mugiliformes, Mugilidae. The record is from RefSeq and is a predicted model, not a curated record. The transcript has a single exon. Gene Ontology annotation, biological process: double-strand break repair.